Messenger RNA from Prunus persica (peach), 3289 nucleotides. Its product is annotated as disease resistance protein RPM1. The transcript is spliced from 2 exons. Gene Ontology annotation, biological process: defense response to other organism. The coding region runs from base 54 to 2777 and encodes 907 amino acids. The record is from RefSeq and is a predicted model, not a curated record. Lineage: Eukaryota; Viridiplantae; Streptophyta; Magnoliopsida; Rosales; Rosaceae. Gene Ontology annotation, molecular function: ADP binding.
AAUUUUCCUGGAAUUAUGUAGAUUAUUAUAGCAUAUACAAAAAUAAGGCCAUUAUGGCGAAAGCUUCAGUAGACAUCUUCAUUGGUAAAUUUGUAGCCAUCCUCGAAAGUGAAGCAGCCUCUAUAGCGGGUGUUCAUGAUCAAGUUGAUGAGAUUAAGCAGGAGCUGGUAUUCAUGAAAUCCUUCUUAGCGGAUGCUGACGAGGGCAACAAAGUAGACACACAAGUAGACGAAGCGUGGAUUGGAAGCAUUCGAGACUUGGCCAAUGACGUUGAAAACAUCAUUGAUGAAUUCAUGUAUCACAUAUACGUUCAACAUAGAGGCCGUCGAUUUGCAAGGUGGCUCCGCAAAACCAUUCACUUCCCCAAGAACCUUUGGUAUAAGCGUCAAAUAGCCAAUAAGUUACAAAAAAUUGCUGUAAGGAUUAGAGCUAUUCAUGAGAGAAAUCUGAGAUAUGGUGGCCGUGCAGCUGUAGAAGGAAAAAGUACUUCUGAGGAUAUUCGCAGAUGGGUACAGACCCAAGCGGAGUCUUCUCUUUACCAAAAGGAGGAUGAACUCGUCGGGAUUGAAGGCGAUAAGAACAUGUUAAUGGGAUGGCUGAUGAACAAAGAGGAACACCAAAUUGUUGUGUCCGUGGUUGGGAUGGGAGGAUCAGGGAAGACAACUCUAGUUGCAAGGACUUUCACCAAUCAUGUUGUGAAGAGCCAUUUCGAGUGUUAUGCGUGGAUUACUGUUUCCCAAUCUUAUGUGCUUGAAGACUUGCUUAUAAGAUUGAUGACAGAAUUCCACAAAGCGAGGAAGGAAGAGGUCCCUACAAACAUGAAUUCCAUGAGCCGUCACGAAUUGCUAGAGAUUUUAGUGAACUACUUGGAGACUAAAAGGUACCUAGUUGUAUUGGAUGACGUGUGGGAUAUCCAUCUCUGGGAGAAAAUAAGGUUUUCAUUUCCAGAUACACAACUUGGAAGUCGAAUCAUGAUUACAACUAGAAGAGAAGACAUAGCAUCCUCUUCUUUUCAAGUUGAAAGCCAUGUUCACAAGAUUCGACCGCUGGAAAGGAGUGAUGCUUGGGUGCUCUUCAGCAAGAAAGCAUUCUCAAGUUACCCUAACAAAUCUUGUUCACCUGAACUUCUGCCAUUAGCUCAGGAACUUGUGGAAAGGUGCGGAGGCCUACCUCUUGCAAUCGUAGCCUUGAGUGGUCUUAUGUCUUCUAAGAAGUCACUUACAGAGUGGAGUACAGUCUACAACACCUUAAAUUGGCAUUUAACAAACAAUCCUUUGCUAGAACCUAUGAAGAGCGUCUUGUUGUUUAGUUAUAAUGAUUUGCCAUACCGACUGAAACAAUGCUUUCUAUAUUGUUCCCUUUUCCCCGAAGAUACAGUGAUCUUAAAUAUGAGGAUCACUAGACUGUGGAUCGCUGAAGGAUUUGUUGAACAUGUCAAAGGGCUAACACCAGAAGAAGUUGCAAACAGCUAUGUUAUGGAACUCAUUUUUCGUAAUAUGCUACAGGAAAGGUAUCAAGAACACAACCAUGCAUGUAAGAUGCAUGAUGUUAUGCUGGAGAUUGCUUUGUCAAUAGCAGAAAAAGAAAAGUUUUGUUCCGUACAUGAAGGGAGUGAAACAAUGGAAGAAACUGGGGCCCUGCGUUUGUCAAUUCAAACUACUAAUGGAGAAAUUGGAUAUUCAUGCACAGGAUUGUCACGGCUUCGUUCUUUUCUUGUGUUUGCAACUGGCGCAUCCUCGUUCUCUUUCUCAAAGACAUUGCUUUUUGACCUUACAUUGUUGAGGGUUCUAGAUUUGGAGGAUGUCCCAAUAGAUAAUCUGCCAGACGAAGUAACGUACUUAUUCAAUUUAAAAUAUUUAAAUUUGAGAGGUACUCCAAUUAAGGAGCUUCCAGAAUCCAUAGGACAGCUCCGCAACCUUCAGACCUUGAACAUCAUGGACACAAACAUAGAGGCACUUCCAAGAGGGAUUUCCAAGUUGCUGAACUUGCGACAUCUAGUUAUGAGCCAUUACCAAAAUCUUUCCCAGGUAAUUGGAGUAAAAAUACCAUCAAGUAUUAGUAAGAUGAAGAAAUUGCAGUAUUUGGGAUGUAUUAAAUCCGAAGGAAAUAUCAUUAGACUUAUUGGAAAUAUGACCCAGCUUAAGGCCCUUGGCAUUACAAAUGUGAAAGAAAGAGACGAGGAGGACCUAUGUGCCUCAAUUCAAGAGAUGAAGGUCCUUUCCAAGUUGGGUUUAUGGGUAGCAGAUGGAGAGGACUUCCUUCGAGUUGACGCAUUGUCUUCACCUCCUCCCUUCCUUGAUACACUUACCUUGAGCGGCAAAUUGGAAAAGGUACCACAUUGGGUUUGUUCACUCCACUCUCUCAUAUAUUUGCGUAUGGGUGGGUCUAGACUUGAAGAAGAGGUACUACCUCAUAUCGAAGCAUUGCCUUCUCUACGUUUGCUUUGCCUUGAUAAUUCCUACGUUGGGAAAGAGUUAUGUUUCAGCAGUGGCUUUGUGAAGCUUACGUAUAUGGCGUUGGUUAAUUUCUCAUUAUUAAAUAAGAUAACCAUUGAGGAAGGGGUGAUGCCAAAUCUUGACUUCUUAAUUAUCAAUACGUGCUUGAGCUUAGAGAGACUGCCACUGGGUAUUGAGCACCUUACUAAACUAGAAGGAUACACAUUCGAGAGUGUUUCAGAGCAAUUUACAGAGUCCAUACGAGAAGGAGGUGUGGAUCAUGCAAGGAUGCUACUCGUUGACGAGAGAUGUAAGAAAUAUGCAAAGAAGUCCUACUAUUGAAGAUUUUAUCCAGUUUUGGGGUUGGAAGAACUUGUUCUAGUUGUCAAUUUUAGAUGGACGUACCAACAACCCAUUACAAUUACCUGCAUAGCCAAGGACUGAUCCCGAUCGGAUUUCCAUAAAUUUGCACUUGAUAUUUUUUGUGUGUUUUAAAGAAACGUGUAAUAAUGUUCAAGUUUUCAUCUGUCACUUUAGCAAACGGCAGCUGUAUGAUUAUUCAGUUUGGCUAAAUAAUACAGAAUCUUAAUUGCUUUCCAUCAACUCUGCACAUGAGUAAUCUUAGCAACUAUACCAAAAAGGAGUAAAAAAGUGGCAAGCAUAUGUUGGAGACAGGACAGGAGCCAUAAGCUGAAUUAUAGCAAUUUUUCUUUACAUCUUCUACCAUGGCAAUUAUAUUACAAAGGAGGGAAUGGCUCCUCCCCUUCCCGAACUUUACACCGACCACCUCCCCCUCUUCUCCGGCGGUGGACUCCUCCUGCCCCCACCCCCCGUCUUUCUCCCCCAAUUGUCAC